Messenger RNA from Vanrija pseudolonga, 843 nucleotides. RefSeq lists its product as uncharacterized. The coding region runs from base 1 to 843 and encodes 280 amino acids. The record is from RefSeq and is a predicted model, not a curated record. NCBI's taxonomy places the organism in Eukaryota, Fungi, Basidiomycota, Tremellomycetes, Trichosporonales, Trichosporonaceae. The transcript has a single exon.
AUGGCGAUACGAGGCAGAGGCGGCAGCAGCCCUAGCCCUACGCUCGACCUCGACAUCAACUACCGGCGAUCGCCGUCCCCCGCGCCUCCCCCCUCGGCAGGCUGCUUCAACAUAUCCUGGGGCAAGCGGCGGACCAAGACCCUCCCCGUGCCGGCCGACGCUGGCCGGCUGCGAAAGGUGCGCUUCUCCGAGAUUGACGAGGCAGCGCCACCACCCGUGCCCCCGCCGCCCAAGCCAAGCGCGCUCAAGAGACUCCUCAAACGCAAGGCCGCGGCGAAGCCUCCACCUCCUCCGCCGGCACUGAAGCCCACACCGCCUACGCCGCCGCCAGCCGAGUCCUACUACCCAGAGUACACGACCAUCCUGACGGGCAAGCACGCGCCGCCGCCCGAGCCCGACGUCUAUGCCGCGCCGUGGCUCCGCCCGCUCGUGUGGCAGCCGCCGCAUGCCGAGCUGAUGGCGAAGCGGCACGCCGAGUGGGCGGGCCACCUCACGGCGGUGCAUUAUCCGCUGCUCCCGGCGGCGGAGGAGUACGAGAAGAUCGGGUUCAAGUGGGACGCGGCGAAGGGCGGCAUCGACACGAGCAAGCUCAACGACGCCGGUUGGACGGGGUACGGCCCCGGCCAGGCGAGCACGUCGACCACGUCCGGAUCGGCUUCUGGCGGUGAGAAAGGAGGGGGUGGUGGGGGAGGCGGGGGAGGGGGAGGGGGAGGGGGAGGGGGGAAGAAAGGAAAGGGGAAAGGCAAGGGCAAGGCGACUGAGGCGGCAGAGGAGAGCGAGGCCGAGACCGAGGCCGAAGAGAAGACAGAAGAGGCAGAAGAGACAGAAGAGGCCGGCGAGUAG